Molecule: messenger RNA, 809 nt
Organism: Pararge aegeria (speckled wood butterfly)
Lineage: Eukaryota; Metazoa; Arthropoda; Insecta; Lepidoptera; Nymphalidae
Gene: rtv
Exons: 3
Coding region: 121-573 (150 amino acids)
Biological process (GO): regulation of synaptic transmission, cholinergic; positive regulation of voltage-gated potassium channel activity; sleep
Source: RefSeq, a predicted model, not a curated record
UGACGGCAAGAAUGUGUAAUUUGUGUGUAUGUGUUACCCGCGAUUUGUAAUCAAAAUGAAGAGUUUUAAAACUUAAAUUUUGUGCUCAUUGACUGUUUGUUUUAUUUCAUAAGCUUCAAAAUGUAUUAUCAAACGAUUGUUCUAUUUUUAUUAACAGCAGUGGUUAUGGUUAAGGAAGCAAAUUGCCUGCAUAAACGUUGUGUUAAAUGCAGAUCAAGAGGUGAGUUAGGUACUUGUGGGGACCCAUUUCCAUUCAAUGUAACAGAGCCUGAUGCAGAAGCGGGUAUUCAUGUUGUAGCAUGCCCAUCAGGUUGGUGUGGAAAGAUGAUUGAAGGAACAACAGGUGCCUUUAGGACUGAUGACUAUGGGGCCGCAACACAAAGAAUGUGUCUGCAGAGAUCACCAAGUGAUGAUGAGGAGAGGUGCGCCUACACCAUGUGGAAUCACAGGAAAGUGUACAUGUGCUUUUGUAAUGGGGAUCUUUGCAAUUCCGCUUACAAGAUCUCUGCACCACCCAUUAUCUUAAUUACUAUAUUAGUUGCUAUAUAUAAUUAUUUUCAAUUUAGUCUAUGAUUCGAAGAAAUAACAUGAAUUGAUUGGGAAAAUGAUCUGUACAUUCCUAAAUUGUGAUGAACCCUUUGUUAUUCUUACUAUUUUUAUCUAGUUAUAAGAACUCUUGACAGUGGCUUAUGAUUUUAAAAAAAGCAGGAUAAAACCCUUUGUAUUCUCAUAAUCUCAAUUCUUAUAUUGAGCCAUUACACAUAUUUUAAAAAUAUAAAAUUACGUCUAUUCAGAAAAAAAAAUUAAAG